Molecule: messenger RNA, 2066 nt
Organism: Dinoponera quadriceps
Lineage: Eukaryota; Metazoa; Arthropoda; Insecta; Hymenoptera; Formicidae
Product: prenylcysteine oxidase-like
Exons: 8
Coding region: 482-1975 (497 amino acids)
Biological process (GO): prenylcysteine catabolic process; prenylated protein catabolic process
Molecular function (GO): prenylcysteine oxidase activity
Source: RefSeq, a predicted model, not a curated record
CGGUAGAGAGCGGUAGAGAGACGGUGCGGAGCAACACCGGGAACUACUCCCAGCUGUUUUUCCGGGUCACCCUCCAGCCAUACUGGAUUCAAUCGCUCGCUCAAGUCGCCUCGGUUGGCCUCACGUACCACGUGAUCGCUUUAUUUCAUAUAUAUCUACUAUAAUGUAUCAAAGGGGGGGAGGGGGAAAGGCAUUAUAGACACUUGAUAUAUCGGUGUCGUAAAUCAAGCGCGCGUAAAAUGUGUUAUUUACAAUUCGAAACGGUUAUGGAUCAAUAACGUGACUGUGAUAAAAAGAAAAAGAGAGAAAAUAGAUAGGGAACGAAAUUAUAAACAGACGCUAGAUACAUCAAAAUCAAAAAGGGCAUUGAGAGAGACAGAGAGAGGUUCGUCUCAUAAAUAUCAGUGCAGGGGCGAGCGAUCAGCUCACACUUCGCGCAAGUUCGCGGCCGUCGUAUUAUCUUCGAUCUCUUGACAGAACCAUGAGGAAGCGCAUAGUACUUUUAAUAUUCGGAUUACUGACGCUGGAACAUGCGAUCUGCCUCGAUACACGCACACCGCAUGUCGCCGUUGUAGGAGGUGGCAUUGGCGGUGCUUCCGCCUCGCACUUCCUCACGGAGCUGACGAAGGGGAAUCUGGCGAUCGACCUGUACGAGGCGAAGCGUAUCGGUGGCCGACUGGCAACCGUAAAGAUCGGUGACAAUGAACACGAAGCCGGCGGUUCGAUCCUACACCCCAUGAACAUGUACAUGCAGAGAUUCGUCAAACUUCUGGGCUUGGAGCACAAUCUCCCUACACAGGAUACACAGAUGUUCGGUAUAUGGGACAAAGACAGGUUUGUGUAUAAGAGCGACAGCUGGACCAUUGUGUCACUGAUAAAGUUAGUGUACAGAUACGGCUUCCAAGUAUUCAAACUUAACAGAGACAUACGUGAUAUAAUAGGACACUUUGAGAAGAUAUACGAGUUACAAGACGCUGGGAAGUCGUUCGAGAACAUCACCGCAUUGAUGUCAGCUAUAAACGAAGAAUUUUUAAACUGUUUGCAAACGUCAUUGAAAGAUCGUCUCCUACAUAUGGGCUACUCGAGAAGACUGAUCGACGAGCUGGCCGAGGCCGUCGUUGUUGUGAAUUACGGCCAAGACAUCGACGUACAAAGUUUCACCGGUCUCGUGUCUCUGGCUGGAACGGGCGCCGAUCUGUGGUCGGUCAAAGGCGGGAACAAAAGGGUACCGGAGGGUCUGAUCCAUGGAAACAAAAACAUAAAUGUCAUGUCGGGCCGUGUCAGGAAAAUUCGUUACAUCGCGGAGAGCAGUGAUAACGCGCGGCAGUACGAGCUGACUUACACGAGUAAAGACAACACGUAUCUGACGACGGCCAAAUACGACAUUGUGAUCAUCGCCGCACCGCUCACGAGCGAUCAAGAAUUCCCAAUAGAAUUCGCGGACUUCCCGAAAGACUUGGAGUUCCCGGGUAGCUAUCAGACGACGCACGCGACCUUCGUCAAGGCGGACGUCAAGCCGAAGUACUUCGGCCUACGUCAGAGCUUGGACUUUAUUUUAAGUUGUAAUCCCAACAAGACGAUAAUCAGUUCGCUUGGGAAGGUGGAUUCCGUUGACGGGUCGGACGAAGUCGGCUCGCCAAUUUGGAAGAUCUUCAGCAGAAAACCACUGGAGACCGGUCUUGUGCACGGAAUAUUCUCGAAUGUCAUCGAGAAGACGACAGUUGUCUGGAAAGCAUAUCCCCAUUACUUGUCCAACACUACCACUCGCCACAGCUUUAAGUUGCACGAUGCAUUGUACCAUAUCAAUGCGAUUGAAUGGGUCGCCAGUGCGAUGGAGAUGAGCGCGAUAGGCGGAAGAAAUGUUGCCAUUCUAGCCUACGACGAUUUUCUGCGGAAAAACAGCCUUGUGUCGCAUAGAGAGACCCCUAAGGACGGUCCUAAAACACCGUUCGAAGAAUUAUAUCACUGCAGAUAAAAAUAUUAUUUUUAUCAUGUAUAUAAUGUAUAUAUGCAUAUACGUACAUAUAACUAAAAAAUAUAUAGCUAUGAGAAAUAUUAUGUUCGUG